Molecule: messenger RNA, 531 nt
Organism: Linum tenue
Lineage: Eukaryota; Viridiplantae; Streptophyta; Magnoliopsida; Malpighiales; Linaceae
Source: the annotation of a GenBank genome assembly
GCCAGCUCAGCCUUACCCGCCCUGUCAGCCAUUUUUUCCCAACCCGCGAAUCCCAAUUCCCACCUCUCCUUCUCCUACGACCCAUUCACCGUCAGCGCCGCCUCCGGCGACGUCUUCCUCGGCAACGGGACCCUCCCGGCGUUCUCGCUGAGCAAGAAGAACGAGACGAGCCUGAGGAACGUGGUGGUGUCCGGGUCGAACGAGGUGGACGCGGAGUCGGUGAACGGGCUCAGAUCGGAUCUGAAGAAGAGGAACGGAGUGGCGACGCUCAAGAUUCAGCUGGACACGAAAGUGGUUGUGAAGGUGGGCAAGCUGAAGACGAAGAAAGUUGGGAUUCGGGUCACCUGUGAGGACAUUAAAGGGGCGGUACCGAAAGGUAAGGCUCCUCCCUCUGUUGUUGUAACUGCUGGGUCCAAGUGUAAGGUGGACUUGAGAAUCAAGAUCUGGAAGGUCACUUUCCGAGUAAGCUUUCAUAGUCAUGCAUCCAAUUUGCCUCUGCCAAGCAAAACCCCAGAUUUGAUUCAAGAAUAG